Molecule: messenger RNA, 1017 nt
Organism: Metschnikowia bicuspidata var. bicuspidata NRRL YB-4993
Lineage: Eukaryota; Fungi; Ascomycota; Pichiomycetes; Serinales; Metschnikowiaceae
Product: cleavage polyadenylation factor subunit
Exons: 2
Coding region: 1-894 (297 amino acids)
Cellular component (GO): mRNA cleavage and polyadenylation specificity factor complex
Molecular function (GO): RNA binding
Source: RefSeq, a predicted model, not a curated record
AUGCCCAACUCCGACGACGAGGAUGCCUAUCUUUACCUGUCUGAAGACGACAGGCCUGCGGCCAAAAAACCACGUCUCGAGCUCCCCACGGGCCCGGCGGCCAGCCGCAUGAAAACAGCCAGAAGCGCCGCGGAUGAAGACGACGACGACGACGACGAAGAGUCUUCAGACGACGACGUUGAAUUUGUCAUCGGCGACUCUGCGCCACGCGCACCCGCAAACGCCACCACCACGGUCUCCACCACUUCUGGUGCUCUCAACGAUGCCAUUGGUGAGGUGAACGACGAAGACGAUGAUACGGACGAAAAGCCAGGUGCCCGCGGGGCCAGCAGCGCACGCAAAAAGACGAUCCGCGUCAGCAAGGAUGACGGCGGGGCCACCGUGGACAUCAAUUCCGUGGCAGAAUACGAGGGCAAGCCGUUGACGCAGCUAGAUCUCGAUGAGAUCAAGGAAAAGCCGUGGCGUGCGCCGGGCGCCGACAUCAGCGACUACUUCAACUAUGGCUUUGACGAGUUUACAUGGACGGCAUACUGCCACAAGCAAGACAAGCUCCGCGGCGAGUUCAACCCGCAGAAGGUCAUGGCCAAGAUGAUGGGCGGGGUGUCUGGAGGAAAGGGCCAGAUGCCGUUCCCGUUCCCUUUCAUGCCCAACAUGCCCAACAUGCCCAACAUGCCAAAAAUGCCCAACAUGCCAAUGCCGCCCAACAUGGCCAUGCCGCCUAACAUGGCGAUGCCGCCCAACAUGGCAGGCAUGCCGAUGCCCCCUGGAAUGGGCAACGGGCCGCCAGGCUCCGGCUUCGGGCCCGGAAACCCGCCUGGCAGCGGGAACCUCCCGGGCGGGCCGUCGGGGAAGCAGGGGUCCAGACAGCAGGGCCACAGCAGGUACCAGAAGUAACGACGGGGAAGAUUGCGCACACAUACAUAGAUCGAAGAUCCUAUUUCACCAGCGUACGCGUUUGUUCGUAUUGUGUAUAUAUAUACUCCCGAGACCUGCCUUCUCCACGUGACCGGAAACGCA